AAAGUUUUCGGCGUACUAUACGUCAACAAUCUCGGCCUGUAAUGAAAUUGACUUAUUAUGCUUUGUAAAUAAGCAUGGAUAUUUAUGGCGCGAUAUUGUUACGCGUUGCAUCUUGCCGUCUGCCGCGAGUGCCGCGUCGUUCACACCACACGCGGAAGAAGAGAAGACGGCAGUUUUUGACGUGUCGUGACUGUCGUGUAGCCAAGUGUCGAACGGGAAAUGUUGGAUAUACGUGCUGCGAGACGCACGAGUUCGUCGCUGUAACAUGAUUCAGUACACGAGUACAUCGUACACCCUGGCCGUGUCCGCUGACACUUGUUCGUGACUCUUUCAAUGCAAAUGCAACAAUACAUCCCAUGGUUUACGAAGUAUAAAUAAAGAAGGAGACAUGAAAAGCGGUACCCAAGAAACUGUUUGCAAAUCGAAAAAUGCGACGACCUCGGAAGCGAACGAGAAGGAAGAGAGCGCGACGGACUGGUGGCUUAUGUUCGGAGGUAUAACUACGUUUACUUUGAUCACUAGAUUUUACAGAGUCAGGGAACCCCAGCAUGUAUGUUGGGACGAAACACAUUUCGGCAAAAUGGGCAGUUGGUACAUAAACAGGACGUUCUUCUUUGACGUGCAUCCACCUUUGGGAAAGAUGCUCAUUGCUUUGUCCGGAUAUAUGACUGGCUAUGAUGGGACGUUUGCUUUUGAAAAACCAGGGGAUAAAUUUGAGAAUGUCAAUUACAUCGGCAUGAGAAUUUUCUGUACAAUUUUGGGCGCAACCACUGUCCCUCUGUCGUAUCUUAUUGUAUGGGAUCUUACCAAGUCGAUUCGCGCCUCUACGCUUGCUGCCUUCCUCAUUUUGUGCGAUGUAGGAUUGUUGACGUUGAAUCAAUAUAUUCUACUGGAUCCCAUAUUGUUAUGUUUUAUGAUGUGUGCGACGUGGGGCAUGGCACGUGUAUCGUCACUCCGAGAUCGUCCAUUCACGCGACCCUGGUGGUCCUGGUUGUCGUUCACCGGAGCCUCGCUUGCAUGUACGAUUAGCGUGAAAUUUGUCGGGCUCUUUGUCGUUUUACUCGUGGGUCUUUACACCGCAUACGAGCUCUGGCGAGAAUUGGGUGAUCUGUCCAAGCCUAUUUCUUAUGUGGGGAAACAUUUGUUAGCAAGGUGCUUUUGCCUCAUCCUAUUACCGGUUUUACUUUACAUGCUAUUUUUUUAUAUUCAUCUUUCCGUUUUAAAUAAGAGCGGAAGUGGCGACGGCUUCUACAGUUCCGAGUUUCAAUCGUUAUUACGCGGAAAUUCUUUAUAUAACGCGACGAUGCCGCGACAAUUGGCGUAUGGUGCCACUGUCACAUUAAAAAAUCAUCGCACAGGCGGUGGUUACUUGCAUUCCCACUGGCAUUUAUAUCCCGAGGGAGUUGGCGCUAGGCAGCAACAGAUUACGACCUAUUCUCAUAAGGAUGAUAACAAUCUAUGGCUGGUGAAGAAAUUCGACACAGACGUCAUACCGCCAGAGCCGGAAUUAGUUAAACACGGCGACCUCGUGCGUCUGGAGCACAUUACGACGAGACGGAAUUUACAUUCACACAAAGAGAUCGCGCCGAUAUCGAAGAAGCACUACCAAGUCACUGGGUACGGAGAGAAUGGUACGGGCGAUGCUAACGACGUUUGGAAAAUAUUGAUAACGAAUGGAAGAGAUGGCGACGUGGUGGAGACAGUGACAAGUAAAUUAAAGUUUGUGCAUUACCUUCAUCAUUGCGUGCUAACGUGCAGCGGCAAAACAUUGCCGAAAUGGGGGUACAGCCAACAAGAGGUUUCCUGCAACCCUAACAUGAGAGAUAAAAAUGGGUUAUGGAACGUCGAGGAUAAUCAAUACGCCAAAUUACCAAACGUCAGUUUCCGAGUAUACGCGCCAGGAUUCCUCGACAGAUUCUUGGAGUCACAUGCCGUGAUGUUGCAAGGCAAUUCAGAUCUAAAAGUAAAAGAAGGAGAGGUGUCCUCGCGACCGUGGCAGUGGCCUAUAAACUACAGGGGACAAUUCUUCUCCGGGAAUAAUCAAAGGAUAUAUUUACUCGGCAAUCCCAUUAUUUGGUGGGGAAACAUAGUCUUCCUCGUAAUAUUCAUAAUUCUUUACGUUCACGCUUCUGUGCGCGAACAACGAGGCUGUAUCGAUGAUGCCGUCAUGAUGGAGCAGCGAAGAAAGAUAACGCACGCCGGCAAGUGGCUCUUCCUCGGAUGGAUACUGCAUUACGCGCCUUUCUGGGCGAUGACCAGGGUGCUGUACUUUCAUCAUUACUUCCCAGCGCUAUUAUACAGUUCCAUGUUGACCGGGAUUACGUUGAAUCACAUCAUUGAGAGCCUUCUACUGCUGCUACCCGGCAAAGUGGGAAAUACGAUUUAUCAUGUUGUUCUGGGAAUCGUAAUCUCCGGCACUGUAUACAGUUUUUAUCUGUUCUCGCCGUUGGCUUAUGGGAUGGACGGUCCGUCCGCCAUGGAUCCCGACAGCUCGAUGCAUUCUUUAAGGUGGAUGGAAUCUUGGGAAUUUUGAAACCUGAUUUAUUCAGCGUAACGGAAAGUAUAUAUACUUGUUUCGCGGUAUAAUUAGUAAUGCAGUAUAUUUUACACUACUGUAUGUACUACUAAGAAUACUAACUUACAUCUUUAACAAUGACUGAGAUAUUGGAAAAUGCUCAUCUUAUUUAUAUUUUAUAUAUAUUCAAACUAUAUAUAUAUAUAUAUAUAGCAAUUUAUAUUUG
Temnothorax curvispinosus is the source of this 2741-nucleotide messenger RNA. It is a transcript of the gene twisted, whose product is annotated as protein O-mannosyl-transferase 2. The transcript has 15 exons. Gene Ontology annotation, biological process: protein O-linked glycosylation via mannose. The record is from RefSeq and is a predicted model, not a curated record. Gene Ontology annotation, cellular component: endoplasmic reticulum; membrane. The coding region runs from base 389 to 2533 and encodes 714 amino acids. Gene Ontology annotation, molecular function: dolichyl-phosphate-mannose-protein mannosyltransferase activity. NCBI's taxonomy places the organism in Eukaryota, Metazoa, Arthropoda, Insecta, Hymenoptera, Formicidae.